Gopherus evgoodei (Goodes thornscrub tortoise) is the source of this 2101-nucleotide messenger RNA. It is a transcript of the gene HPCAL1, whose product is annotated as hippocalcin like 1. The transcript has 6 exons. NCBI's taxonomy places the organism in Eukaryota, Metazoa, Chordata, Testudines, Testudinidae. Gene Ontology annotation, molecular function: calcium ion binding. The record is from RefSeq and is a predicted model, not a curated record. The coding region runs from base 470 to 1051 and encodes 193 amino acids.
CGCGCGGAGAGCGCUGCUGCGGCCAACCCGCCUCCGCCAGGCCAGCGUCCCUCCUCCCGCGGCUGCAAAGUUCACUCUCCCCGCGGGUCCCAGGGCGACUGCCGCUCCCUCCCCCCGCCAGGAGCCGGCGGCUCGUUUCCUCUUUCGCUCCUCGCCCGCCUCUCUCUGAUCGCAGUCGCCGAGCAGCAGCAGCCCCAGAAGCGAGCGCUUCGCUUCGCGCGGUCCGGCGAGGGAGCUUCCCACCCCGGCAGCCGGAGCGCGGCGAGACCAGCCCAGCCUCAGGACCUGGCAAGUGAAUGCCUCUGAAUUGCUCUGAGGAGAUUCAAGAUAAGAGUUUUAGCCUGUGACUGGAUUGUAAAUGUAUGCUGGAUAUUUACAUUUCUGAAAGAAGACCAGCGCUGUUUUGCCAGCCCUCAUCAGAGUUAAUUUGCAGGCCUCCAAGAUCUGUUAGAUCUUAACCUAGAACAGAAUGGGGAAGCAGAACAGUAAGCUGCGACCUGAGGUACUCCAGGAUCUCCGGGAGAAUACAGAAUUCACAGACCAUGAGCUUCAGGAGUGGUACAAAGGCUUCCUAAAAGAUUGCCCCACAGGUCAUUUGACUGUUGAGGAAUUCAAAAAGAUAUAUGCCAAUUUUUUCCCCUAUGGUGAUGCAUCGAAGUUUGCAGAGCAUGUGUUCCGCACUUUUGAUACCAACGGCGAUGGGACAAUUGACUUUAGGGAAUUUAUCAUUGCGCUGAGCGUCACUUCUCGGGGAAAGCUCGAGCAGAAGCUGAAAUGGGCGUUUAGCAUGUAUGAUCUUGAUGGCAAUGGAUAUAUCAGUCGUGGCGAAAUGCUUGAAAUCGUGCAGGCAAUCUACAAAAUGGUGUCAUCUGUAAUGAAAAUGCCAGAAGAUGAGUCCACUCCAGAGAAACGAACAGACAAAAUCUUCAGACAGAUGGACACAAACAAUGAUGGUAAACUGUCCCUGGAAGAGUUUAUUAAAGGUGCCAAGAGUGAUCCCUCUAUUGUGCGAUUGUUACAAUGUGAUCCAAGCAGUGCAAGUCAGUUCUAAUUAAACUCUGGACAGUUUGCAAAGAAACUGCUGGCUUGUUGUUCAAGCUUUGCUCGCAAAUGGAUGCCUUCUCAAUCAUUCCUCAACUUGCUAGUGGAUAAGAUUCCAUUGCCAGAUUGUGUGUGCGUGUGCGCACGCACGUGCGUGUAUCAGAGUGAGGACUGCCUCACUUUUCUCACUAACAUCAGUGCAACGUUCCUUUUGCAGUUCCAUUUUUCUCCCUCUUCCUCCUCUCCAAUGUUACCACUCACUCUACAUGGUUAACGUAAUUGAAAGGUAUGUUUACAUGCAGAUACAAAGAGUUCAAAUUUCUGGUGAAGUAUCUCAUCUUUUAGUCAGUAAGAAUGAUGGCUUCUGGUAGCCCCACGAAGAUAGAAUUUUUAUCCAACUUAGCAGAUGAUAGGUCGUCAUUUUUUAAGCAAAAUGUGAACUGAAUGGCGUAGAAAGAAGAAGAGAGAAGCUUUUCUGGGCAUGGUUCCAAAUUGUCUGUGCUUUUGAGGAAAAUUGCUUGCACUUAUCUAAUUGUCUACUUUCUUUUAAUAUUAUAUAUAUAAAAAUUAUAUAUAUAUGGUGAAGUAAUUUUAAUAUGUAGGUCAGGUAUUUAUGCAUAAAGUAGAAUUCAAGCUUAAUUUCUUGUCUGUGAUUUAUUCAAAUCUUGAAGAUUGUUUUUGAGAUUUAUGCAUUAGCAAAUUGCUGUUAAAGAAAAUGCAUGACUAGCAAUUUGUGGCUAUUUCACUCUGUUUAAUUACUGAAUGCAAAUAUUUGUUCAUUUUUACUGUUGAUCGUUCCAGCGUUUACUGUAUUAACAAAAGAAUAAAAGGAAUAAUUCUCAUUUUGUAUUUCUCGGUGAAGUCCCACUUAGUGGUGGUUGCAGCAUUAACUGGCUUUUGAGUGACAUGAGGUGAUGUGACUCAUGCUGCUGUUCUAAACUUUGCUAUGCUCGGCAUUCUUUUGCUGUCAAUAUGUUAAUAGUCUUGUGCAAUCCAGUGUUAUUUAAUAUCUGCCUAAUGCCAAGAAAUAUUCAUUAAAAUAAAAUACUACUUUUCUUGU